GAGUAAGAGUCUGCGGGACCGGCAGCUGUACUUCAUCUCCCGGCGGGCCGAGCGCUGAAGGCAGCGGCGCGGCGCGGCGCCUUUGUGGUAGCAGUGGCCCCGCGCGGAGGAAGUUCCGGUCCCCGCGGCGCUGGGUCGGUGGCGGAGGCUGAGGAGAAGGAGGAGCGGGCCGUGGAGGCUUCGCCGCCUAGGUAAGGGCCCGGGAAUGGAGGGAGGGCGUGCCAGAGCCUGCCAGGGAAUAGCCAGCAGACAGGCCCGCUCUAGACGUCGCAGGCCCGUGCAGCCUGAAAGCUGUGGCUUCAGUGUCGCGGGACGGCUGCGGCCUCGCUCGGGAAGAAGACCAAGCAACGGUGAGGUACUGCUAUAACCAGAAUUUGGUAGAAAAAGGAUCUACUUGUUGGGGCCCUCUUGAUAAAAAGAGAUGUGGGGGGAUCCUCGACCUGCUAACAGAACUGGACCUUUUCGUGGGAGCCAAGAAGAAAGGUUUGCUCCCGGGUGGAACAGGGAUUAUCCUCCUCCUCCCCUUAAGAGUCAUGCUCAAGAGAGACACUCUGGCAACUUUCCUGGCAGAGAUUCACUUCCCUUUGAUUUCCAGGGGCAUUCGGGGCCUCCUUUUGCAAAUGUAGAGGAGCAUUCUUUCAGCUAUGGAGCUAGAGACGGACCGCAUGGUGACUAUCGAGGAGGGGAGGGACCUGGACAUGAUUUCAGGGGGGGAGAUUUUUCGUCUUCAGAUUUCCAGAGCAGAGAUUCAUCACAGUUGGACUUCAGGGGUAGGGACAUACAUUCUGGGGAUUUUCGGGAUAGAGAAGGACUACCUAUGGACUAUAGGGGUGGAGAUGGUACUUCUAUGGAUUAUAGAGGUAGGGAGGCACCUCACAUGAACUACAGAGACAGGGAUGCUCACGCUGUUGACUUCAGAGGUAGGGAUGCUCCUCCAUCUGACUUCAGGGGCCGGGGCACUUAUGAUUUAGAUUUUAGAGGCCGGGAUGGAUCCCAUGCAGAUUUUAGGGGAAGGGAUUUAUCAGAUUUGGAUUUUAGGGCCAGAGAACAGUCCCGUUCUGAUUUUAGGAAUAGAGAUGUAUCUGAUUUGGACUUCAGAGAUAAAGACGGAACACAAGUAGACUUUAGAGGCCGAGGUUCAGGUACUACUGAUCUAGACUUUAGGGACAGGGAUACGCCACAUUCAGAUUUCAGAGGUAGACACCGGUCUAGGACUGAUCAGGAUUUUAGGGGCAGAGAGAUGGGAUCUUGUAUGCAAUUUAAAGAUAGGGAGAUGCCCCCUGUGGAUCCAAAUAUUUUGGAUUACAUUCAGCCCUCUACACAAGAUAGAGAACAUUCUGGUAUGAAUGUGAACAGGAGAGAAGAAUCCACACAUGACCAUACGAUAGAAAUGCCUGCUUUUGGCAUUCAGAAGGGAGAAUUUGAGCAUUCAGAAACAAGAGAAAGAGAAACACAAGGUGUAGCCUUUGAACAUGAGUCUCCAGCAGACUUUCAGAACAGCCAAAGUCCAGUUCAAGACCAAGAUAAGUCACAGCUUUCUGGAGGUGAACAGCAGAGUUCAGAUGCUGGUCUGUUUAAAGAAGAAGGCGGUCUGGACUUUCUUGGGCGGCAAGACACCGAUUACAGAAGCAUGGAGUACCGUGAUGUGGAUCAUAGGCUGCCAGGAAGCCAGAUGUUUGGCUAUGGCCAGAGCAAGUCUUUUCCAGAGGGCAAAACUGCCCGAGAUGCCCAACGGGACCUUCAGGAUCAAGAUUAUAGGACCGGCCCAAGUGAGGAGAAACCCAGCAGGCUUAUUCGAUUAAGUGGGGUGCCUGAAAAUGCCACAAAAGAAGAGAUUCUUAAUGCUUUUCGGACUCCUGAUGGCAUGCCUGUAAAGAACUUGCAGUUGAAGGAGUAUAACACAGGUUACGACUAUGGCUAUGUCUGCGUGGAGUUUUCACUCUUGGAAGAUGCCAUCGGAUGCAUGGAGGCCAACCAGGGAACUCUAAUGAUCCAGGACAAAGAAGUUACCCUGGAGUAUGUACCAAGCCUGGAUUUUUGGUACUGCAAACGAUGUAAGGCAAGCAUUGGUGGGCACCGAUCUUCCUGUUCAUUCUGCAAGAACCCAAGAGAAGUGACAGAGGCCAAGCAAGAAUUAAUAACCUACCCUCAACCUCAGAAAACAUCCAUACCAGCACCAUUGGAAAAACAGCCCAACCAGCCCCUAAGACCAGCUGAUAAGGAACCUGAACUCAGGAAGAGGGAAGAAGGACAGGAGUCACGCUUAGGACAUCAAAAGAGAGAAGCAGAAAGGUAUCUGCCUCCUUCUCGAAGGGAAGGGCCAACUUUCCGAAGAGACCGAGAGAAGGAGUCAUGGUCUGGAGAGACACGCCAGGAUGGAGAGAGCAAAACCAUCAUGCUAAAGCGUAUCUAUCGUUCCACACCACCUGAGGUGAUAGUGGAAGUGCUGGAGCCCUAUGUCCGCCUUACUACUGCCAACGUCCGUAUCAUCAAGAACAGAACAGGCCCUAUGGGGCAUACCUAUGGCUUUAUUGACCUCGACUCCCAUGCGGAAGCUCUUCGUGUGGUGAAGAUCUUACAGAACCUUGAUCCACCAUUUAGCAUUGAUGGGAAGAUGGUAGCUGUAAACCUGGCCACUGGAAAACGAAGAAAUGAUUCUGGGGACCAUUCUGACCACAUGCAUUACUAUCAGGGUAAAAAAUAUUUCCGAGAUAGGAGGGGAGGUGGCAGAAAUUCAGACUGGUCUUCAGAUACAAAUCGACAAGGACAACAGUCAUCAUCUGACUGCUACAUAUAUGAUUCUGCUACUGGCUACUAUUAUGACCCCUUGGCAGGAACUUAUUAUGACCCCAAUACCCAGCAAGAAGUCUAUGUGCCCCAGGAUCCUGGAUUACCUGAGGAAGAAGAGAUCAAGGAAAAAAAACCCACCAGUCAAGGAAAGUCAAGUAGCAAGAAGGAAAUGUCUAAAAGAGAUGGCAAGGAGAAAAAAGACAGAGGAGUGACGAGGUUUCAGGAAAAUGCCAGUGAAGGGAAGGCCCCCGCAGAAGACGUCUUUAAGAAGCCCCUGCCUCCUACUGUGAAGAAGGAAGAGAGUCCCCCUCCACCUAAAGUGGUAAACCCACUGAUCGGCCUUUUGGGUGAAUAUGGAGGAGACAGUGACUAUGAGGAGGAAGAAGAGGAGGAACAGACCCCUCCCCCACAGCCCCGCACAGCACAGCCCCAGAAGCGAGAGGAGCAAACCAAGAAGGAGAAUGAAGAAGACAAACUCACUGACUGGAAUAAACUGGCUUGUCUGCUCUGCAGAAGGCAGUUUCCCAAUAAAGAAGUUCUGAUCAAACACCAGCAGCUGUCAGACCUGCACAAGCAAAACCUGGAAAUCCACCGGAAGAUAAAACAGUCUGAGCAGGAGCUAGCCUAUCUGGAAAGGAGAGAACGAGAGGGAAAGUUUAAAGAAAGAGGAAAUGAUCGCAGGGAAAAGCUCCAGUCUUUUGACUCUCCAGAAAGGAAACGGAUUAAGUACUCCAGGGAAACUGACAGUGAUCGUAAACUUGUUGAUAAAGAAGAUAUCGACACUAGCAGCAAAGGAGGCUGUGUCCAACAGGCUACUGGCUGGAGGAAAGGGACAGGCCUGGGAUAUGGCCAUCCUGGAUUGGCUUCAUCAGAGGAGGCUGAAGGCCGGAUGAGGGGCCCCAGUGUUGGAGCCCCAGGAAGAACCAGCAAAAGACAGUCCAACGAAACUUAUCGAGAUGCUGUUCGAAGAGUCAUGUUUGCUCGGUAUAAAGAACUCGAUUAAGAAUGGAGACAAGUUCCGUGGGACACAACCUCCUUCUUGUUUUGUUUGUCUCUCCUUUUCUUUUGUUACUGUUCUUGCUGCUAGAACUUUUUUAAAUAAACUUUUUUUCAGUGUGA
Messenger RNA from Pongo pygmaeus (Bornean orangutan), 3909 nucleotides. It is a transcript of the gene RBM6, whose product is annotated as RNA binding motif protein 6. Bases 422 to 3793 code for a protein of 1123 amino acids. Gene Ontology annotation, biological process: mRNA splicing, via spliceosome. The record is from RefSeq and is a predicted model, not a curated record. Gene Ontology annotation, cellular component: nucleus. The transcript is spliced from 21 exons. NCBI's taxonomy places the organism in Eukaryota, Metazoa, Chordata, Mammalia, Primates, Hominidae. Gene Ontology annotation, molecular function: RNA binding.